AAAAAAUCAGGCUCGCACGAAGAUCGGAAGAGCGGGCGAGGGCACCCCCACCUUCAACCCCAUCCCCACCGCGUCCCGACUUCGCCCUCCGUCCACCAUCCCCAAUCUAGCGACCAACUUCACCAGUGCCUCCACUCUCCUCCACGGCCCUCGUCGCGGCCCCAGCUUUUACAAGCUGCCCACCUUGAGCACGCGCUUCGUGUCGUGUCGUGAGCAGGCCCCGGAGACUCCAGGGGCAGAAGACGUCACCAUGGCUCCUCUAGUUUCUCCAAAAGGCGCGCUCGUCCUCGGGCUGCUCUUUGCGUCCGCGCUCCUCACUCUCGCCGCCCGACCGAAAUGCGUGCUGUACUCGAAUUGGGACUUGACGGACAAGCAGCAGACGCAGUCGAAGAAGGGCGGCAAGUCCUCCAAGUCGCUGCCCACUGGCAGACUCACCAUCAAGGAGUACAAGGGCAGCGACGACGAGUCGUUCGACCUGCAGGUGACUGCCGAGGUCAGCGAGUUACCCGAACCCCCGGUGGGGAUCGUGAUUGGAAAGGGCAAGUUCGGCAGCAACACGGGCGUCUCGUGGUACAUCAACAAGCCGUGGAGCGGCGGCGGCGGCUCGUACAAGCUGGACUUCAAGCUGACGGCCAUUGAGAAGAUCAAGCCACGUGGCGGCAGCGGGACCAUCCUGGAGGUGCUGCAGGCCGUGGAUAAGGGUGUCGUGUCGGAUUACUACACUGCUGUUCUCACCAAGUCGACCAGGAAAUCCGGUGGCCUCGUUGGUGGCGGGUUCGUCAAAGGCUUCCCAAAUAUUCUGCCCAUGUUCAGCUGCUGA
Closterium sp. NIES-65 is the source of this 820-nucleotide messenger RNA. The record is from the annotation of a GenBank genome assembly. Lineage: Eukaryota; Viridiplantae; Streptophyta; Zygnematophyceae; Desmidiales; Closteriaceae.